Messenger RNA from Trichosurus vulpecula (common brushtail), 1660 nucleotides. RefSeq names its product sulfiredoxin 1 (gene SRXN1). The coding region runs from base 135 to 617 and encodes 160 amino acids. Gene Ontology annotation, biological process: cellular response to oxidative stress. Lineage: Eukaryota; Metazoa; Chordata; Mammalia; Diprotodontia; Phalangeridae. Gene Ontology annotation, molecular function: sulfiredoxin activity. The transcript has 2 exons. The record is from RefSeq and is a predicted model, not a curated record. Gene Ontology annotation, cellular component: cytoplasm.
UCUCCUUGGAACAGCGUCGGAAGAGAAAGCCCAGUAGAAAGAGUAAAUUCUAAGGCGGUUUACCGGAGGAACUCAGAGCGGAGAGUGCUUCUGGGGCUCGGGUGCCAGAACUCGGCGCCUGCACUCCCCUCUAGAUGCUGAAUGGUACACUCCGAGCCGGAGUUAAAGUCUGGGUGCAGGGCAAGCCUGUCAGGGUGACUGGCAGGAUGGGGUUGCGAGCCGGCGGCAGCCACGGGCGAGCGGGCCCGGAGGUCGGGGCAGAGGGGCAGGAUCGGGCCUCUGAAUCGGAGGAGCGCAGCAUACAUUCUAGCAACAUCCCUACGGUGCACAAUGUUCCCCUGAGCGUCCUCAUCCGGCCGCUGCCCUCGGUGCUGGACCCGGACAAGGUGAGGAGCCUCAUGGACACCAUCCAGGAGGACCCAGGCCGAGUGCCACCUAUUGAUGUUCUGUGGAUCAAAGGAGCACAAGGAGGGAACUACUUCUACUCCUUUGGGGGAUGCCACAGAUAUGCAGCCUACCGGGAGCUGAACAAGGAAACAAUCCCUGCCAAGCUGGUCCAGUCCACGAUAUCUGACCUUCGUGUGUACCUGGGUUCUUCAACGCCAGACCUGCAGUAGUAGCACCCUUGGCCCUUGGGACUCACUGAACAUCCUCAGUUGACCACUCAGUUGACCAUUGAAGAGGCCAGGAGAAGCCAAGUAACACUGAUCCUUACCAGGGCCAUGCAGAGUACAAAAGGUGUGGACUUCUGACCCGGAACAUGUCCCUUGAAAGACAAAGUAUGGCUGAUGUAUAGUGUUCCUUUAAGGCUAGAGAAGAGGGAUAGGAAAGCGCUCCCUGUGAUUUAUUUAAUAAUUUUAGACUCCCAUGUCUUGGACCUGAAGACUGUUGGCCCAGAAUUUAAAGACAGAAGGGAGCACCCUGCCCCACCCCACAGUGGGGCAUGAAGUGGUUGUAGUGGAAAAAGGAGUGAACUUGGAAUUAGAACCUCCUUUAUCCAAAUCCCAGCUUUGACACUACCUGUGUCAAUCUCCUCUAAAGUCUUCCCACUCUAGAGCCUACCCUUCUGAGAUGAUGUGGUAAGGGAACAGAAUGGAGGACUCUUUCUGGAGGGGAGGGGUGAAAGAAGUGAUGAGGAACUGAAUGCCUCUCUCCCAACUUCCUGGGUGGAGGGGGCACCUCCUGUUCAUAGCAGGCUAAGGGACCCAUGUCUAACUCUCAUUCUGUCUCCCCAUGGGAAGCAGGAUUCCUUGCUACUUUUUGAGGAAGAAGAUUCAUACACAACACCAACAGAUGAGAGCCCCAAUAAAUUCUGAUUUAAUGAAAAAUGCUUUAGGCUUAGAGUAAGGUGGGACCAUGGGCAAAUCACUUCUUUUCUGUGUCUCUGUUUUCUCAUCUAUAAAUUGUGGUAAGAAUCCUUGUACUAACCUAUCUCUCAGGAUUGUUGUGAGGAAAAUUACAUUUGAACUUCAGUGUUAAAGAGAUGGGAGAUGUUGUGCUCUGAUUCUCAUGAUGGAGUUAAGAUGGAAAGUCUGAGGACCAGCUGCUUUCUGCUAUUAGUCUUUUAUAUUUCUUGUUCCUCAGACCAUUUUUCAGGCAGAUAAAAUGACUAAUUUUUGUAAUUUAAUAAAUGCAUUACAUAAGUACAUUUCUUGUAGAA